AUGCGCGCCAUUGUUGCGAUUGUAGAGGUGGCUGUGCUACUAUGGGCCACCACAGCCCAGCACGUUGGCAACUUGAACCGCAGCGUCACAGAGGAAUGCCAAGCACUUAAGGUUCAACUCGACAAGCUCUGGAUCGACCAAACGCAAAUGACUCAAGGCAUCGUGGGUGGCGCGGUGACCGAGACAGACUGCAAGCAACUGCAUGACAUCAACGUCAUGGACUAUCGCACGGACGCAGAACAGGCGGCGCUGUGUUCGAACGCAUGCUACAACAACACGGCGUACACGUAUGCCAGCAUGCUCAACCUCGACUGCUUUGACGGGCAAGACGAGUACGAAGUCGCCAACCAGCGGCUGUUUGCCGCCAGUUUUCAAUUUGGAUGCCAGCAAGAUGCGUCUGAAAAAUACUGCGUCCCGUUGCUAGGUCUGACCAUACAAAACGCUGGCUCCAAUUACGACCUGUGCAGUGAUAUUGUCAACAAGAUCGGGUGCUGCUUUGAAAGCUACAAGCGGUACAUGUCGUUUGGCACGUCUCGAUCUGUGGACGAAAUGAACGCAAUGGCGUCCACGUGCGCAGCAAAAGUGUCGAAUAUUGGGGUGCCGUGCACCUGCCACCCAGGAAACGGGUUUGCGAGCUCUGUCAAAGGCAUUGUCGUAUGCAGUCAUGCGUCCAAGCUUGGGCUGGAGGUUACCCUGAUGCUCGUGGUUGUGAUGUUCAUGACAUUCAUGAGAGUCUAA
Molecule: messenger RNA, 738 nt
Organism: Aphanomyces astaci
Lineage: Eukaryota; Oomycota; Saprolegniomycetes; Saprolegniales; Verrucalvaceae
Exons: 4
Coding region: 1-738 (245 amino acids)
Source: RefSeq, a predicted model, not a curated record